AUGUCUAUGAUGUGGAAUUCCGAAGGCGUGCCUCCCACAACCUUUCUGCCAAGUGGGGGGAACGGGACGUCCAGCUCUACCUCGAUACCUUCACAGGCCUCCCCAACUCGGGAUGCCGAUCUUGCGGCAGCACUGAUCAUCUUUCUGAUACCUGCCCUUUAUCUCCUCGUAGGUCCCGGGAUGCCCUUACCCAAUCCGACCUGUGUUACAACUUUAACAAAGGCCGACCCUGUGCUCGCACCCCAUGCCCUUACCAACACAGGUGUAACCAGCCGGGAUCCUCAGCAGCUCACUCUGGGGAAGAUCACACUAAACUCACCCGCCACAGAGAGGACAGACCUAAAUCGUCUUCAAGCUCUGGCAAUUCCUCCCGAGGACACUCCUAAUUACCUCUCCCAACUGACCCCUCCCACACCCAUUGAUAUCAACAAAUUUGCAUCCUAUCUUCAGGGCCAUCCAGAUCAUACAACAGUUAAUCAUCUUCUCACCGGGUUUUCUCAGGGCUUUAAGAUUGGCUAUUCAGGUCCAAGGGCCCCCAAAGAAUAUUCUAACCUUCCCUGUGCAAAUAUCAACCCAUCUAUUAUUGACAAAAACAUGCUAAAAGAGGUUACCCUGGGCCACACAGCAGGGCCUUUUCACAUCCCUCCCUUCUCC
Porites lobata is the source of this 654-nucleotide messenger RNA. Lineage: Eukaryota; Metazoa; Cnidaria; Anthozoa; Scleractinia; Poritidae. The record is from the annotation of a GenBank genome assembly.